Paraphaeosphaeria sporulosa is the source of this 1428-nucleotide messenger RNA. Its product is annotated as phosphoglycerate mutase-like protein. Bases 1 to 1428 code for a protein of 475 amino acids. NCBI's taxonomy places the organism in Eukaryota, Fungi, Ascomycota, Dothideomycetes, Pleosporales, Didymosphaeriaceae. Gene Ontology annotation, biological process: dephosphorylation. The transcript has 2 exons. Gene Ontology annotation, molecular function: phosphatase activity. The record is from RefSeq and is a predicted model, not a curated record.
AUGCGGACUCCCAGGGCUUUGGCCUCGGCCUGGUUUCCAUUGAAUGCGGUCGCGCAGAACUCCACGAUAGAUCUCUCGUGGCAUCCGCCCAGCAAGACAUGGAUCAAUGAUUUGGGUCAAGUCCUGAACAGCACCGGAACGUACGGCUUUUACUUCAAUGGCUCUGCUCUGCCGGCGAAUGCAUCCUACGGGACGUACAACUGGUGCAACAUGCCCCAUGUAAGGCGCGAGGAGUACCCUAAAGUUAGCGAAGAGUAUGAGCUGGACUAUGUUGAGGUCAUCCACCGCCACCACAAGAGGACACCCUACGCCUCCAACACCUUUCCCAAGGAGACUUACAGAUGGGACUGCAACGACGAGGGCCUCUUUUACUAUGGUCAGCCUUUGAACCCUGUGGGCAAUACUUCCGCAAGCGCAUACUGGAGUGUCUUUACUUCAGACAUCAACCCUUUCGCACCGAGCGGGUUCAAUGGCACCUGCCAAUUCCCACAGAUCACUAGGCAGGGUCUCGAUGAUUCUUGGCAGCAUGGUAAAGACUUGUUCGGCGUAUACCACGACCUUCUCAGUUUCUUGCCAAACAAGAUCGGCGACAAAGUAACGUACCGCGUGACGAACAACGUGAUCACGAGCCAAGUAGCCGGUAUGCUCAUCAACGGGAUGUACGCGCCAGAAUCGCCCACAUCUCUACGUAUCCAGCCGACAGGCAUCGACUCCUUGGAGCCCCAAUACUCCUGCCCUGCUGCCUCGUCUUUGUACUCAUCCUACGGCGUCGGCAGUACCGCAGCGAACUGGACGAAACACCUCAACGAAGCCAAGUCACUCUACAACUCGUUGGAUGCGAUAUCCGGAGUCGCGAGUGACUCUACUGACUGGCACAAGUCUUUCGACCAUUACUACGACAACCUUUCCGCUCGUCAGUGCCACGCAAAACCUCUUCCUUGCAGCUCCAACGAUGCUUCGAAGUGCGUGACGCAGGAACAGGCAGACACCGUGUACCGACUGGGACAAUACGAGUACUCCUUCAUCUACCGUGACUCUCCUCAGUCACUCCAAGCAGCUGUGGGCUCGUACGGCGUGUUCCUUGCCGAGCUCGCGCAGAAUAUCCGAGACUUCGCUGCAGGAAAGUCGCCUGUGAUUUACCGGCACAACGUCGCGCACGAUGGAAGUGUGUCUAGGCUGUUGAGCAUCUUGCAGGUCGAUGUCAUGGUUUGGGUGGGCAUGGGCAGCGAGAUUGUCUUCGAAGUGUACUCCAAACGUGGAUAUGGGGAAAAGAAGUACAUCCGGAUUCUGUGGGGUGGACAGAUCUUGCAGAGUUCAAAUCCUACACUGGGGAGGGUUGACAUGCUGGACCUGGAUGUGUUCUUAGGUUAUCUCGAUGGAUUGGUGGGAUCGAAGGCGAGCAAGAUGGUGCAGUACUGCAAGCCGUAG